AUGACAGUUGAGAAAUCUUCCAAUGACAAGGACAAUGUUGACGAGGUAAUAGAUGCAGAUAUAGCAGAUGUAACAGUAGAAAUGUCGACUAUAGAUAAAAAAGCAAAUGAUACAUCCGGAGGAAAUUUGGAUAUUGGAUAUGAAUCAUUUGAAUAA
Messenger RNA from Entrophospora sp. SA101, 156 nucleotides. The record is from the annotation of a GenBank genome assembly. Lineage: Eukaryota; Fungi; Glomeromycota; Glomeromycetes; Entrophosporales; Entrophosporaceae.